AUGUGGGUGUUUGGCUACGGCUCGAUCGUCUGGAAGACUGAGUUCCCCGCCGAGGACACGGUGUUCGGCUACGUCGAGGGCUGGCACCGCCGCUUCUGGCAGGGCAGCCCGGACCACCGCGGCUCGCCCGAGGCCAAGGGCCGCGUCGUGCCCGAUGAGGAGGUCGAGGACACGCUCACCAAGCUGGACAACCGCGAGCAGGCCGGCUACGACCGCCAAAUGGUGGACGUCCACUGCGAGGACGGCGUGGUGCGCAAGGCGCUGGUCUACAUCGCCACGCCCUCCAACUCGGACUUCCUGGGCCCUUCCCCAGUGGACGAGAUGGCCAAGGAGAUCGCCACGCGCAGCGGCUUCAGCGGCCCCAACUUCGAGUACCUGUUCAAGCUCUGCGACUGCAUGCGCGCACUACACGUCCGCGACCCGCACCUCAUCGCGCUCGAGAAGGCCACGCGCAAGUACACGUCGGCCAUGAGUUGGAGCACCAACGACACUGGUUGUGGCGUACAGUAA
Messenger RNA from Phytophthora sojae, 510 nucleotides. RefSeq lists its product as hypothetical. Gene Ontology annotation, biological process: glutathione catabolic process. Lineage: Eukaryota; Oomycota; Peronosporomycetes; Peronosporales; Peronosporaceae. The record is from RefSeq and is a predicted model, not a curated record. Bases 1 to 510 code for a protein of 169 amino acids. Gene Ontology annotation, cellular component: cytoplasm. Gene Ontology annotation, molecular function: glutathione specific gamma-glutamylcyclotransferase activity; gamma-glutamylcyclotransferase activity. The transcript has 2 exons.